AUGGCCAAGACCAAUGCAGACCAAGACCAGACGCAAGCGCGACUUACAGGCGGAGCUGGAGGCCAAAGCUGCCCUUCUAAGAAGGAAAAAAAGAAGGCUAAGGCUUUUCGCAAAGGCCUUCAGAAUCUGAAGAAUCCUGAUCCUACCGUACGCGCCAGCGGAGGCAUGUGUGCUGGUUCCCAGAGAGCCCAGCUCGGGUCGUGGGAGUAUAUGAAUGAGGAACUUGAACAGUCAAAAGAACAACCACCACCAGACCCCUAUGGGUUCGACUCAUGGGUUCAGGGAUCCGGUACGAAGGACAGUCUGACCUCCUACCAGACGCAACGGCCAAGCGAGGUGUCCGACACUCACGUGGCAUAA
Molecule: messenger RNA, 360 nt
Organism: Cryphonectria parasitica EP155
Lineage: Eukaryota; Fungi; Ascomycota; Sordariomycetes; Diaporthales; Cryphonectriaceae
Exons: 3
Coding region: 1-360 (119 amino acids)
Source: RefSeq, a predicted model, not a curated record